Otolemur garnettii (small-eared galago) is the source of this 2955-nucleotide messenger RNA. RefSeq names its product astrotactin 2 (gene ASTN2). The transcript is spliced from 21 exons. Lineage: Eukaryota; Metazoa; Chordata; Mammalia; Primates; Galagidae. The record is from RefSeq and is a predicted model, not a curated record. Gene Ontology annotation, biological process: neuron migration; neuron cell-cell adhesion. Gene Ontology annotation, molecular function: protein binding. Bases 1 to 2955 code for a protein of 984 amino acids.
AUGCAGAAGUUCAAGGAGAGUUUCCGAGCUAACACUCCCAUCGAGAUCGGUCACCUGCAGCCAGCCCCGCGCAGUGCGUCAGCAGGGAAGCGGAAGCGGAGGAACAAGUCUCGAGGGGGGAUCAGCUUCGGGAGAGCCAAGGGCACGUCCGGCUCAGAGGCAGACGACGAGACGCAGCUGACAUUCUACACGGAGCAGUACCGAAGUCGCCGCCGCAGCAAAGGUUUGCUGAAGAGCCCAAUGAACAAGACGGCCCUGACGCUGAUUGCGGUGAACUCCUGCAUCCUGGCCAUGGUGUGUGGCAGUCAGAUGUCCUGCCCACUCACUGUGAAGGUGACUCUGCACGUGCCUGAGCACUUCAUCGCAGACGGAAGCAGCUUCGUGGUGAGUGAGGGAAGCUACCUGGACAUCUCUGACUGGUUAAACCCGGCCAAGCUGUCCCUGUAUUACCAGAUCAACGCCACCUCCCCAUGGGUGCGGGACCUCUGCGGACAGAGGACAACAGAUGCCUGUGAGCAGCUCUGCGACCCAGAGACUGGAGAAUGCAGCUGUCACGAAGGCUACGCCCCUGAUCCUGUGCACAAACACCUGUGUGUGCGUAGUGACUGGGGACAGAGUGAAGGGCCUUGGCCUUACACGACACUUGAGAGGGGCUAUGAUCUGGUGACGGGAGAGCAAGCCCCUGAAAAGAUUCUCAGCUUGGGCCAAGGCCUCUGGCUUCCGGUCAGCAAAAGCUUCGUGGUGCCGCCCGUGGAGCUGUCCAUCAACCCCCUGGCCAGUUGCAAGACAGAUGUGCUCGUCACAGAAGACCCUGCAGAUGUCAGGGAAGAAGCGAUGCUGUCCACAUAUUUUGAAACCAUCAAUGACCUGCUGUCCUCCUUUGGGCCAGUUCGUGACUGCUCUCGGAACAAUGGGGGCUGCACGCGCAACUUCAAGUGUGUGUCCGAUCGCCAAGUGGACUCCUCAGGAUGUGUGUGCCCUGAAGAACUGAAACCCAUGAAGGAUGGCUCCGGCUGCUACGACCACUCCAAAGGCAUCGACUGCUCCGAUGGCUUUAACGGUGGCUGCGAGCAGCUGUGCCUGCAGCAGACGUUACCUCUGCCAUGGACAGCACCUCGCAUAGUUUUUAUUUUAUCUUGCAGUUGUGUGGAGGAGUACAAGCUGGCCCCUGACGGAAAAUCCUGCUUAAUGCUCUCAGAUGUCUGUGAGGGCCCCAAGUGCCUCAAGCCUGACUCCAAAUUCAACGACACCCUCUUUGGUGAGAUGCUACAUGGUUACAACAACCGGACCCAGCAUGUGAACCAAGGCGAAGUCUUCCAGAUGACCUUUAGGGAGAACAACUUCAUCAAGGACUUUCCCCAGCUGGCCGACGGGCUGUUGGUGAUCCCGCUGCCGGUGGAAGAGCAGUGCCGGGGGGUCCUCUCCGAGCCCCUCCCGGACCUCCAGUUGCUUACCGGAGACAUCAGGUAUGACGAGGCCAUGGGUUACCCCAUGGUGCAGCAGUGGCGGGUCCGGAGCAACCUGUACCGUGUGAAGCUCAGCAGCAUCACCCUCUCGGCAGGCUUCACCAAUGUCCUCAAGAUCCUGACCAAGGAGAGCAGUCGGGAGGAGCUGCUGUCCUUCAUCCAGCACUACGGCUCCCACUACAUUGCAGAGGCCUUGUACGGCUCCGAGCUCACCUGCAUCAUCCACUUCCCCAGCAAGAAGGUCCAGCAGCAGCUGUGGCUCCAGUACCAGAAAGAGACCACAGAGCUGGGCAGCAAGAAGGAGCUCAAGUCCAUGCCCUUCAUCACCUACCUCUCGGGUCUACUGACGGCCCAGAUGCUGUCAGAUGACCAACUCAUCUCAGGUGUGGAGAUCCGCUGUGAGGAGAAGGGUCGCUGUCCAUCCACCUGCCACCUGUGCCGCCGGCCAGGCAAAGAGCAGCUGAGCCCCACACCAGUGUUGCUGGAAAUCAACCGUGUGGUACCACUGUAUACCCUCAUUCAAGACAAUGGCACAAAGGAGGCCUUCAAGAGUGCCCUGAUGAGUUCCUACUGGUGCUCAGGGAAAGGGGACGUGAUCGACGACUGGUGCAGGUGUGACCUCAGCGCCUUUGAUGCCAGUGGGCUCCCCAGCUGCAGCCCUCUUCCCCAGCCGGUACUACGGCUGUCCCCAACAGUGGAGCCCUCCAGUACCGUGGUCUCCUUGGAGUGGGUAGAUGUCCAGCCAGCUAUUGGGACCAAGGUCUCCGACUACAUCCUGCAGCAUAAAAAGGUGGAUGAAUAUACGGACACUGACCUGUACACAGGAGAAUUCCUGAGUUUUGCUGAUGACUUACUCUCUGGCCUGGGCACAUCCUGUGUGGCAGCUGGUCGAAGCCAUGGAGAGGUCCCUGAAGUCAGUAUCUACUCCGUCAUCUUCAAGUGUCUGGAGCCUGAUGGUCUCUACAAGUUCACUCUGUAUGCUGUGGAUACACGGGGGAGGCACUCAGAGCUAAGCACGGUGACCCUGAGGACGGCCUGUCCACUGGUGGAUGACAACAAGGCAGAAGAAAUAGCUGACAAGAUCUACAAUCUGUACAAUGGGUACACAAGUGGAAAGGAGCAGCAGACUGCCUACAACACGCUGAUGGAGGUCUCAGCCUCGAUGCUGUUCCGAGUCCAGCACCACUACAACUCUCACUAUGAAAAGUUUGGCGACUUUGUCUGGAGGAGUGAGGACGAGCUGGGGCCCAGGAAGGCCCACCUGAUCCUGCGGCGGCUGGAGAGGGUGAGCAGCCACUGCUCCAGCCUCCUGCGAAGCGCUUACAUCCAGAGCCGGGUGGACACGGUGCCCUAUCUUUUCUGCCGCAGCGAGGAGGUCCGACCUGCAGGCAUGGUGUGGUACAGCAUCCUCAAGGACACCAAAAUCACGUGUGAGGAGAAGAUGGUGUCCAUGGCCCGAAACACGUACGGGGAGUCCAAGGGCCGGUGA